Callithrix jacchus (white-tufted-ear marmoset) is the source of this 2268-nucleotide messenger RNA. RefSeq names its product testis expressed 19 (gene TEX19). Gene Ontology annotation, biological process: placenta development; male gonad development; spermatogenesis. Gene Ontology annotation, cellular component: nucleus; cytoplasm. The record is from RefSeq and is a predicted model, not a curated record. NCBI's taxonomy places the organism in Eukaryota, Metazoa, Chordata, Mammalia, Primates, Cebidae.
CUUCCCCCAGUUUUCCUCAGCUUCCCCCAGUUUCCCUCAGCUUCCUUCAGUUUCUCAGGUUCCCCAAGCUUCCCUCUGUUUCUUCCAGUUUGCCCCAGUGUCUCUCAGCUUCCCUCAGUGUCUCUCAGGUUUCCCCAGUUUUCCUCAGGUUCCCUCAACUUACCUCAGUUUCUUUCUGGUUUACCCAGCUUCCCUUAGUUUCUCUCGGGUUCCCCCAGUUUUCCUUCAGGUUUCCCUCCAGUUUCCCUCAGGUCUCUUCAGGCUCUGCCAGUUUCCCUCAGUUUCCUUCAGGUUCUGUUAGGUGAGACUGAUGGGGUGUCGGGGUCCCUGAGGUGUAGGGGAAAGCGAUGAGCCCAAGGAGGUCAGUUGGAGGAAACUGAAGGCCUCCCAGCCCCAGUGCUGUUCAAACUGAACAGGGUCCCCAAUAAAGGGCCAGUCCGAACCCUGACAUCCCUGUUUCUGCUGUUUCCCACAGUUCACUCCUGCCUUGACUACUGGGGGCGUCUAAUCUCCCUCCCUUUGUCUUUCCAGCUCCCCAGAGACCAUAGCAACUACAGAAGCUGAAGACAUUUCCAGAAGUUCAAGCUUUCACCCUCUUCAGGUCCCCACUGAGCUGGGACCCAGGUUCCCGCUCCUAUCCACCCCAGCAGGAGGCAGUCAGCCUGGCCAUGUGCCCCCCAGUCAGUGUGCCAUUGGAGGAAGAGGGCAUGUCCUACCUCUACGCCUCCUGGAUGUAUCGGCGUCAACAUGGAGACCAGCUCUGCGUUUGCUUCACUUGCUUCAAGAGUGCCUUUGAGAACCUUAAAGAGAUGCUGGAGUCAGAUAUCUUGGAAGAAGUCAACUGGGACCCUGAGCUGAUGGAGCACACUGAGGCAGAGUCUGAGCAGGAGGGGUCCCCAGAGAUGGAGCUGGGCUGGGGGCAGAGCCCAGGGCAGCCUAUGCAGGUGGGCUCUGAGGCAUGGGAGCCAGAGACCCUGGCAUUAGCCCCAGAAGGGGUGGAAGACGUAGCCCUAGACCUCGAAUUUGUGCCCACUGAACUAGGGCCUCAGGAUGCUGAGCCCCUGGGCCUGGGCCUUGAGGAUGCUGACUGGACCCAGGGUCUUCCCUGGAGAUUGGAUCUGCCUCUUAUCUGCUCACACUGGGAAAGCUGCGUUUCUUCAUGGCAGGAGUCUUUCAAAAUGGACCUGCCCCCAGGGUAGCCCAUGGUGUUGGAGCUGGGCACUACCUAGGCAGUGGACCCUGCCAAGGCUGAGGCCUGGUUACUGGCCCUGCAGCUCGUCUCCAUGGUGGACUGCUAUGAUGCCAUACCUCCAGAAGAUGACCCCGAACAGGGCCCUGAGGACCCCAGGGCAGCACUGGAAAUUGCUGCUAGAACCUGGUGAGGAGUGGGUGGUGAGACUCCAGGAUGCACCCCAAGAGCAGGACCUGCAUCAGUGGAAGCUGAGCAUUCUAGAAACAUCCUCAACAAGACACAGGGCAGAGCUGGUCCCUGCAGACACUGCCCUGCAGAAGAGGGGAUUCAUCAUAGUCGUCUUCACCCCAGACCGACAGGGAGAGAGAGAAGCUAUGGUCCUCCAGCCAAGGACAGAAUCCCAGCACCCCUGAGACACAGAGCAAGGGUUCUGAGGAAAGCCUGGCUGUUGCAGGAGUCCAGCCAUGGGGGAGGUACCCUGUUUCCAGCCUCAGUCCAGGGCCCCAGAACUGAGAGACUAAGCUCAUGUAGCUGCCAUUGAUCUGGGUAUACCAGGACAUCAGAGACUGAAGGACCAGCAAUUGCUCUUCCACAACAGCUAGGGGAGCAGUUGGUAAAAGAUGAGCCCUUAUGCCUGUGGAAAUAUGGGGAGCAGCUUUAGGGGCUGGGAGAUAGGGCCUGUUGUGGCCUCAGAGGGAAGCAUUACAAAUAUUCAUUACCUGGAAACAAGUUCUUAUCUGUUGAUUGUUACAUAGUUCUGGAUGUGUUGGCCUGAGUGGCUGCUGUGCUAUUUGUGACAUGGGGGGAGGGCACAGAACUUGUGCCUAUUUUACCUUGGCCAUGGGGUGGGAUAUUUCUUGUAAAACACAUACCCUGCAGAACACACCAGAAUCUGUUGUGACCUGGAUGUGUUCUCGACUUUGCCAGGACAAUCUAAGGGCUGCCACAAGACCCUGUCAGCAGCACUAGGGUCUCUGGUCUACAGGAAAAGCUGGUUUCAAACUUUGACGGUUGAUGCAAUUUAAUUCCUGUUUUAAAUGUUUUUAAUUAAAUAGUCAUAUAAGCAUUCAGUCAAG